CGGGCGGGGGCUGCGGGCGGCUCCGCCCCGCCGGCCGCCCGGCUCCCCGCCGCCGCCGCGCCUGCUGCAUGCUCGGUGCCGCCUCAGCCCCAGCCGGAGGUGGAAGAUGGCGGAGCCGGGGCCGGAUUGCAGCUCUCUGCUCGAUGAGGAUCUUUCCUCCUUCGUCUUCAGUUACCUCGCUGACAGCCAGUACGAGGUGUCUGGCGAGGAGCACCUCUACUCUGAUUUCCCCGAGAUCGAUUUGUCCCAGCUGGAUGCCAGCGACUUGGACUCAGCCGGCUACUUCAACGAGCUGCAGUGGUGCGGGGAGCACUCAGAGACCGACUCCAGCCAGUACAGCACCGACGACUCCGAGCUCUUCCAGAUAAUAGACAGCGAGAACGAAGCGCUGCUGGCAGCCCUCACCGAGACAUUGGAUGAUAUACAGGGAGAUGACACGGGCCUGGCUGCCUUCCGAACUAUGGAAGAGGGGGACACGCUCAACCAUGCCUACACCUCGCCUGCCCCCUCCCCCAAACCCACCGCCCCGGUCACGGGGGGGCCGCCCCCGGCCCCCGAGUUUGAUGAGCUGUCUCUACUGAAGAAGUUGCUCCUCUCUCCAUCGCAUGUGCCCCCGAGCUGCGAGGCUCAGCGGGACGGGAGCGCCCGGCGCCCGGGGACCCCUAAGUCCCGACCCCCACGGCCCUGCACAAAGGUGGAGGGUCCCCGGGACAGGAGGGCGAGUGUCCCGCAGACUCAGAGCCGCAGCUGCACCGAGCUGCACCGGCACCUCACCUCUGCCGUCCCCUGCGCGCAGACCAAAGCCCCCCAAGACCCCGAGGAGUGCCCCAGCAGCCACCUCCACCCACCCCCGGGUGACUGCACCUAUCACGAGGAUGACAGCGACUCCAGUGAGGACUCGCUGAGCCUCGGCGACUCGGUGACCCCCCCCUCCUCGGCAGAGGAUGGCUCCGGCAGCCAGUUCUCCUGCGAGGGGGAGAUGCACUCGGUGGUGGAGCUCAUCCGCUACAUGCACACCUACUGCCUGCCGCCGCGGAAGCUGCCCGCCCGCGACGCUGCCAACGCCAAACCCCAGCCCUGCAGCAGCCCCUUCAAGAGAGCCAAGCCGGACUGCCCCACACAGCCGGGCCCCCCCAGCGGCACCCAGAGCCGGCUGGGCUGUGCCUGGCAAGCGGGUGGGGGCUGCAAGAAACCUGGAGCAUCCUUCUCCAUCCUGAAGGAGCUGCUGGCGCGGGACCUGCUGUGUGACGUGAGCAAGCCAUACCGCCUGGGCAAGCCUGUGUAUGCUGCCCUGGCCCGGCCACCUGGCUCCUGCUCCCCAGUGCCACUGGCCCAGGAUGGGGAGGACGCCAGCGGGACCUGCACAUCCAGAGCAAAAGCGGUGCUGGAGAAGGGGGAGCUGCGCCAGAGCCCUGGGGCCGAGAUGGAAGCCCCGCAGGAGCUGGGCGGUCUCGAGGACAAUGCUGGGAAGCAUGUGGGCUCCCCAGGCACAGCCAUGGCAAAGAUGGCCCGCAAGCAGGAGAACACCAUUUAUGCUGUCCGCCGGUCCAAGAGACUCAACCCUGAGCUCGGUCACUGGCUCCCCUUCCUUGAUGAGCCACCUCCUGAAUCCUCCAGCUCCCGGGAGGCAGGGGACAGCCACGGCCCCCGGGACAGCCUGUCCUCCCGGGAGCCCCCUCCGUGCCCAGCGCUGGAGGGCUUCUCCGCUGAAGACCCUGCAGCUGAAGUGGAGGUGGGGGGCAUGGAGGAGGGGGACGGCAGGAGCUCGGCACCACCAGUGGAGCCCCAGCCCCUCUCCCUGGGGUCCCCGGGCGACGGCGAGGUGGGCGAUGGGGCUGAGAGCAGGCGCUGUGCCCUCCUGGAGCAAGCAGAAACACCCAGGUGUCUCACGCUGUCCUUGGCACAAACUGACCCAGCCUUUGGGAAGAGAAGCUUUGAGCCAAUUCUGACUGUGGAGCUGUGCGGGACGGCAGGUCUCACACCACCCACUACUCCUCCAUACAAGCCCACCGAGGAGGACCUGUACAAGCCAGACAUCCCCCAGGAGCCGGGGAAGGAGGAUGGGACGGCCCCUGGCCCCGGGGACACAGGCGAUGUCGCAGCCUCCCAGAAAGCCCCCAAGAAGCACCCCGAGAGGACAGAGCUCUUCGCCCACCUGAGCCGAGCCGCCGGGCGCCCCGCGCUCCCCGAGCAGCAGGGCGUGCUCAAGCGGCCCUUCUCCCGCUCCUUCGGGGACCACGACUACUGCCAGGUGCUGAAGCCCGAGGUUGCCCUGCAGAGGAAGGUGCUCAAGUCGUGGGAGCCCCCGGGCCAGGUGGAGACAGAGCACAAGAGGAGGGUCCCGGCCGCCCACUACCAGGGGCUGGAGCUCGGCAGCAAGGAGGCGGGCGGCCAGAUGCUGUGGAAGGAUGGCAUCAAGCAGCUGAGAGACCAGGAGAUCAGAGCCAGCUUAACGAAGCACUUUGGCUUUCUGGACAGUGCUCUCGAUGAUGAGGACAUGGUCUUCUGCAAGACCCCAGAGUACGACACCGUCUUUGGAGAUAGCUGCAGUGAGAGCGGUUCCCCUGAGGAGGAGGAGGAGGAUGAGGAGGAAGAGGAGGAGCACGGCGACACCAAGCUGUGCCUGCGGAGAAACCCCCUUUCCAGAACCAGUUUGCAUUACUGUUCCUGGAGCAGGUCCAGCUCGGGGUCUUCGUGCUGCCGGUCCCGAUCACCUGCAAGCAGACGGACCUUCAGGUGUGAGAACGGCGAGCAGUGUCAGGGCAGGAGCGGGCAGCGGGGCCAGCUGGAGAAGAGACGAGAAAAGGCCAUCGGGGAAGGCCGGGUGGUGUAUAUCAGAAACCUCUCCAGCAGCAUGAGCUCCAGUGAACUGAAGAAACGCUUCGAAGUGUUUGGUGAAAUUGUGGAGUGUCAGGUCCUGUCCAGGACUAACAGGGGAGAUAAAUACGGCUUCAUCACCUACCGGUAUUCAGAGCAUGCCGCCUUAUCUCUGAAGAAUGGCACCUCGCUAAGGAAGAGGAACGAGCCUUCUUUCCAACUCAGUUCUGGUGGCCUCGGGCACUUCUUCUGGACCAGAUACACUGACUUGGAUUGCAGCGCGGAGGAGUCCUCCCCAGCUCCAGUGAAAAGCAAGUACGAGACCAUGGAUUUCGACAGCUUGCUGCAGGAGGCCCAGCUAAGCCUGCAUCGGUAACAGCCUUAACCUUGGAGGAAUACCUCAAUACCUCAGUCAAGGCACUUCCAAUAUGUUUACGUUUUCAAAGAAAUUAUUCAGUCUACGGAAAGCGAGAGAGAGCGAGAGAGAGCGAGAGCACGCACGCACGAGAGAGAGACUGCUGUCCCUUCCGAUCGAUGUUUACAUUGAACAAAGCUGCUUCUGUCUGUGAGUCCCCAUGGUCUUGAUGUCUCACUGCCACACGUUAGUCCCCCCGCUUCUGACUGGUUGUUUUAGGGUGAGCCUAGAAGCCCCUGGCCCCCUCUCCGCCCUCCCUGCCCACCCCCCGUGCUCCCGCCAUGGAGUUGCAGCUGUGUUCACCAUAACAUUUUUUUGUCCUUAGUGUGUGACGAUGAAAUUGUUAAUUGUGAAUAGAAUCAGGAUUAUAAACUAAUUUUUAAUAGAAGAGAAAAAAAAAGUAUAUACUUAAAAAAAUGUAUUUAUGGCUCAGAUGUACUGUAAUUCAGAUUUAUUGUACCGCUUCCUUGAUUUUGAACUAUGCACUGUAAUGAGGCACUUGCCACUGAGCAAAUGGGGAGUCAGAGCAGAGUCAUGGAGCCGGCAUCCGCCCGUCAGCCGCGGAGGCACCUGCCUCCCCCGCCGCAAACCGAGGUGCUCAGCGGUUGCAUCAGGGUCGUCCCCUUUGCUGUCAAAGCCAUUCUUCUUGCUCAUGUGGCCCGAGCCCCCUGUCGCCCAGCCCAGAUGCUGGUUGCUGAUGGAGCCAGUGGGCGGUGGGGCACGCCAGCCCCAUGCGGUGCUCCCCGCGGGGCCAGGCAGAUUUGCAGGCACGAAGGAGUGGGGUGGUGGAAGGACGCACUGCCCGGGCGCUGCGGGACCUGCCAGCCGUCGCUGCUCCAGCCCUGUGUCACCUUUGGAGCCAGGAGAGAGGGGCCGAGCUCCUGGCACAGCCUGGGGGCUGAUGCCUCUGGGUCUGUUGGAGGGAGGUGGCUUCUCCAUGGCUCCUCAGGUGUCUGGGAGCCCAGCCAGGCUGAGCAGCUUGCUCCCUGCGUGCUUCCACAAAGCAAGCGGGGCGAGGAGACCCAUCUGUGAUCCGCGCCUGGCAGCCAGCCCCAAAUCCAGAGAGGCGGGAGAGGGCACAGCAGCUGCACCGAAUGCCCCCUCACCAAAUCCCCUACCCAUGCUCUGCCUGGUACCUGAUAAGCCAUAGAUUUCCCCAGCACCCGCUGACGAUCCGGAGCCGUCCCCUGUGGCACACUCACUCGCUCUGCCCAGGGCCCUCGGGGCUGCUCACUGGUGCUGCAUUUAAGGCAUGCUCGAGCAGCACCCCUGAGAUCUGCUUGCAAACUUGCUCUCCACCUCCAGGUGAGGUGGGAGGGGGAGAGCCCACCGCCCGCUGGAGCAAGCCCCGCCGCCAACCGGCCAGCAGCACCGCUUUCCCAAGGGAGCGGGAAUCUCGCUUCUCCUCAAGCCAUCGUCUCCAUGUAUAUGUUUUCAGACCCAGAGACUACUAGGGAUUCAGCCAUCCUAUGUAGAUAGAAUAUUAUAGCCUUAACUCUGCCAAUAGAUAGAUUAGAGUCUCCUGGGGUCUCUUCUCCACGUGACUUAAGGGUUUUAUUCUCAUUCCCCUGACAGGGGUACUAUUUCAUCUUGCAGGGAGUAUGACCAAAGCCUCCAAAAUUGCACAAGAUGUGAUGCCAAGAGCCUGAGCCCUGACGAGGUGGCCCUUGGCACCAUGUGUGCGGCUGGUCCCUGGUGGGAGCAGGAAUUGCCAGCGGUGCCGAUACCAGCACAGUUACUUGGUGAUUUUUCCCCGCUUUCGGGGAAGCUGUGACUCCGAUGACAACCAGCCCGGCAGCACGAGGGCCGACAGGUCACUGGGGAGUUCGAGCCACGGGUCCCCAACCUGCCACCGGUGACAGUCGCUGUCAGGGAACAGUCCUUGUGCCGUUUCAGUCUCAGCGGCAAGGCCCAGCGUCUCUCCUGCCACAAAGUCCUCCCACAUCUCAUCCCACCUUAGCAAACACGAGUUGCUCUGGCCGAGACUGAGCAUCUGCUAUUGGCAAUUGCCUCAUUGUAGCUUUGCCUUUUUCUGUCCUAGUAUUUCCUCACAACGAUGAUGUUUACAUGUGAUUGCUAUAGAGCUUAUGUAGAAUGUAUAUAGUGACACAUUUAGGGUGGGUAGUACUGUCCUGUGGUGUGCUGAUGUUUUUCAGAAAACGAUCAAUCCAAAAAAGAACAAAAAAAAAAAGAAAAAAAAAAGCAAAGUAAGUGUAAUUCUUCCAUCUCCCGCUCAGCCGGGGACACCGAGCCCCGCUGGGGAUGCAUCAGGCAUGGUGGAGGGGAAGGGUUAGCGCAGAGCUGGGGACCCUCUCCUGGGGGAUCACUCAGUCACCUCCCAAGCGUUGCUUUCGGUGUACCCAGAUAUAAAACUGCACGUUGUUUUCCUGUGCCCCAGGUCAGCCCGCAGCCCCUGCCCAGCUUCUGGGUAUCGCAGGGAGGCCAGUGCUGGGCAAGGGGAGGGCUCGUCCUGCACGGAGCCCACCAGCACUGCACCCGGAGGGUAGGAAGAGAUGCAAUAAGUGGUCUUAGUGGUGCCUGAAGCCUAUAAGUGGGGUUGGGGUGGGUUUUUCUUUUUGGUUUGGGGAUUUUGUGUUUGUUGUGGGGUUUUUUUUUCCCCCCCAUUAAAUUGGGAUGGUUUGUUUUCCCUAACUCCCCCAAGAAACUCCUCCACAACUUCUGCACUGUGCGCAGGGGUGUACAACGCACAGAGGUCCAGCGGGGCAGCCCAGAGCUCUGCUGGCUUUAGAAUCCCUCACACAGGGUUUGUGGUGAAGAAUAAGUUUCCACUUGAUUUUUUUUUUGUAUUUUAGAUCUAAAAGUGUCUUUAGCUCACAGUGCUCAAAUCAGCAAGGGGGCGGGAAGGAGAGGGCUCAGGCACAAGGGGCAGGUGAGAGGCCUGUGACCGUGUCGGAUGCUAACGGGGAACCGGGGCGGGAGCAAAGCAACGCACAGCCCAUGGCACCGCAGUGGGUGCAGCUUGGAGCUGGGCACCCCAAAAAGGGAACCAUUGCACCCCAGCCCCUGUGGCAGCCCCAGGAACUCUCACCCGCGAGCGCCAGGGCGGUAGGAACGCUACUGCAAAGAGAAGCUGGGAGCAAAAGGGUAUAUUGUGGUAGGCAAUAAGUAAGGAGGAGAUUUAUUUUUUUAAAGAAAUAGAUAACUAUAGAGUCCCCCCGGUAGUUUCCCGCGGGUACUGUGGGGAAGCGCUGAAUGUGAAGAGUUUUGUGAUAAAAUGCCCCUUCGGGUUUUUUUGCACAGAUUUCCCCCAGAAAAGCCGGUUGUUCAGGGUCGAGUCCCGGGUUUCUGGCUGGAAUCCAGCAGGUCCCUGGGAAGGAGCGAAUGUUUCCGAGUGUCUGGGCCGAAUGCAGAGGACAAUCCCAAGCUUUAGGUUCGAUGAUGCCCCAAAGAAAAGGUUCAUCCCGAUUCCUCCUCGGCGCUGCUGGCUGGGCUGCGCAUCCUCUUUAACGCAGCGGCAGCUCAGUCACCACGCUAACAGUUUUGAGUGUCUGAUUUCAGCACUGGUCCAUGCAAAUGUGCAACUCGCAAUUGAAGACCAGCACUAUUUCUUUUCAUUUUGGUUCGUUUCUUUUCCUUUCUUUUUGGGGGUAUGCUGAAUACUGAUACACCAUUCUUUGCAGCUGAGCCCUCACCCCCUUUCCUGUUCGAAGCGUCGCAGGCCACCCCCGACAAUCUCAAGCAAUACAGAGCCAAACGCAGCCUUCGGGUUUCAUUCCUCUUCCCUCGCCCACCCUGGGGCCGGGGGUGGUGGCGGCAGCUGGGCCACAGCGCCCGCUUUAAUCCUGCCUUGGGGAGGGAGAGUGUGUAUGCACGUGAGAAAGAGAGCGGAAGAUUAAAUCGAUGCAUUUCUUGAGAAAGGUGUAAGAAUUUCACCUAAGAAGGGGCACAUCUGCUUUGUUAUUUAUAACAAAUAAAAAAGCUAAAUUCUUUUUCUUUUUUUCUUUUUAUUUUUUUAAGUGAAAGGACACUGCUAAUAAUUCUUAGGGGCCAAUUCUGCCUCCCUUCCUCACGCCGAGUAAGUACUACUUAACUCUGCAAUUUUCUACUUGCAGAGUAAGUACAAGUAGCAGAAUUGAUCCCUCUGUGAUUAAGAAUCAAGUUUUUAGUCUGUUUGUUCGUUUUGGGUUUUUUUAAUUGGUAGCGGUUUUUUAUAUUUCACUUAAUUUUUUUCCCCAGUUCCGUUCCGUUGUGUCCUUAUUUAUGUAAUAUACUUUAACCUUAAAAGACGGCAUGGGUUCUCAUGCCUUUCCUUUAUUAUUAUUGUUAUUAUUUUUAAAGAAGAGAUUUAUUUCUAGUGUGAUUUAACUGUCUACCUUCUAAAACGAGAGAACGUUUUCUUGUAUUUUUACAUUGUCAGAUUAUAUAGUUUCAUAGAUAAUUUAACCAAAUCACUCAAUGUAUUAUCUAUAUCUAUCCGGUGGGUAUAAAAGUUCUAUUUUAAAUUGUGUAAAUACUUCAGAACUGGCUUCUUUUUCCAGACUCCUCUACUGCGGAGUUACUUGUUUACAUCAAAAAGACUGUAGAAUCUCUACGCUCAUGUACUGUAAAUAGUGAAGUGAUCUGCCUAUAAAUAAACAAUAACAUAUAUACUAUAAAG
Molecule: messenger RNA, 7850 nt
Organism: Columba livia (rock pigeon)
Lineage: Eukaryota; Metazoa; Chordata; Aves; Columbiformes; Columbidae
Gene: PPARGC1B
Product: PPARG coactivator 1 beta
Exons: 12
Coding region: 107-3193 (1028 amino acids)
Biological process (GO): positive regulation of transcription by RNA polymerase II
Cellular component (GO): nucleus
Molecular function (GO): transcription factor binding; RNA binding
Source: RefSeq, a predicted model, not a curated record